AUGUUUCGGGCUCAGCAGAAUGCCUUUGACGAUGUCGUCGCCAAAGCAACAGACGAGAACCUGACUUCCGAGAACUGGGAAUACAUACUGGAUGUUUGCGAUCGAGUGUCCUCCAACGAGAGCAUGGCCAAAGAUGUUGUGGCCGCCAUGAUCAAGAGGUUGGCGCACCGCAACGCCAACGUCCAGCUAUACACGCUGGAGCUCGCCAACGCGCUGUCACAGAACUGCGGCAUCGCCAUACACAGGGAGCUUGCAUCCAAAAGCUUCACCGACCAGCUGCUGAGGCUGGCGAAUGACAGGAAUACACAUCAACAAGUCAAGUCAAAGAUCUUGGAACGAAUGGAGGGUUGGACGAAAGAAUACUCGAGCAACACCGAGCUUGGAAUCAUGGAACAAGCGUAUAUGAAACUGAAGGCGCAAAACCCAAAUCUACAGCCGCCUCAGGCGCCAGUGAAGAAACAGAUCACCGAAUACGACCGGCAGAAAGAAGAGGAAGAAUUACAACUGGCCCUCAGACUUUCUGUACAAGACAAGUCUACUGGUUCUUCAACCCAGCCAUCCGGUUCGGCUGCCGAGCUCGCAGCCCAACCCGCGUCAGGGUCGCAGCCAACACCCCAUCAGCCGGUCCCAUCGGGUACGACUGCAGCAACAGUCUCCAGAGUGCGUGCGCUAUUCGAUUUCCAGCCUUCCGAGCCGGGGGAGUUACAGUUCCGCAAGGGCGAUGUCAUUGCGGUCUUGGAGUCGGUCUACAAAGAUUGGUGGAAAGGGUCGCUGCGCGGACAGACGGGCAUCUUCCCCCUCAACUACGUCGAGAAGCUCCAAGAUCCGACUCCAGAAGAGUUGCAGAAAGAGGCGCAGAUGGAGGCGGAAGUCUUUGGACAGAUCAAGAACGUCGAGAAAUUGCUGGCUCUGUUAAGCACCAGUUCCGCCGACAUAAGUGUUAGGGACAAUGAGGAGAUCACCGAACUCUAUCAGAGUACGUUGUCGAUCAGACCGAAGCUGAUUGAAUUGAUCGGCAAAUACACGCAAAAGAAAGAUGAUUUCCAGCAAUUGAAUGAGAAGUUCAUCAAGGCGAGACGAGAUUAUGAAGCGCUGUUGGAAACGUCAAUGGCUCAGUCAGCACAGUAUGCUCGCCCCGGUCCAGCAGCAUACGGAUACGGAGGGGCGCCGCCACAAGGCUAUCCGCCCCAAAGAUACUUUACCCCUGGUGAGAUUUGA
Capronia coronata CBS 617.96 is the source of this 1218-nucleotide messenger RNA. Its product is annotated as signal transducing adaptor molecule. Gene Ontology annotation, biological process: protein transport to vacuole involved in ubiquitin-dependent protein catabolic process via the multivesicular body sorting pathway. Lineage: Eukaryota; Fungi; Ascomycota; Eurotiomycetes; Chaetothyriales; Herpotrichiellaceae. The coding region runs from base 1 to 1218 and encodes 405 amino acids. Gene Ontology annotation, cellular component: ESCRT-0 complex. The transcript has 5 exons. Gene Ontology annotation, molecular function: phosphatidylinositol binding; ubiquitin binding. The record is from RefSeq and is a predicted model, not a curated record.